This is a messenger RNA of Ustilago hordei, 2757 nucleotides long. RefSeq lists its product as uncharacterized. Lineage: Eukaryota; Fungi; Basidiomycota; Ustilaginomycetes; Ustilaginales; Ustilaginaceae. The transcript has a single exon. The record is from RefSeq and is a predicted model, not a curated record. Bases 1 to 2757 code for a protein of 918 amino acids. Gene Ontology annotation, cellular component: nuclear pore. Gene Ontology annotation, biological process: protein import into nucleus; poly(A)+ mRNA export from nucleus. Gene Ontology annotation, molecular function: structural constituent of nuclear pore.
AUGAACGACUACCCCAUGGACGCAGCGCCGCAGUCGCUCUCCGAGCUUCUUCAGCAAUCUAGGAAGCUCACAAACCAUCUCGGUCGCUCUGACUUGCCUCAGAUUCAGCUCGGUCUCGACCAGAUCGAAAACCAGAGUCGCAAACUCGUGUCCAAGAGUCUCCGCUCUGGUUCCGCACAACCCGGCGAUGCUCGAGCUCACUACUUUCUCGCCAACGGUGGUAUCGACGCAGCCCAGCUCGCCGACACCAUCAACGCGGCCAACAUCGCCGGCACUUUCGAACCCCUACAGCCCAUCUACGAUACCGAUGUCGAGAGCUACCUCACCCACGAGCACCAGCAGGUGGUCAUCAGUGCAAUCGAACAAGGCAGGCGCGAGACUUUGCAAGACUUUCACCGCAAUCUUGACCGCACCAUGCACCGCGACUGGGAGAGACAGAAGCGCAAGAUCCUUGAAGAGCUAGGCCAGCACCAGCCUACCAACGCUUCCACAGCGGGUCGCGAUGCUGAUCUCGAUGCUUCGCGCUCUGCCUUUGGCGGCGCCUCCACCUCGGCUCACACUUUGCCAUCGAGUUCGAGCGCUAUGUUCGGCUCCACUGCCACUUCGCAAAUGCACGGAAAGAUGGCACGAUACCAGAUGGUCGUCUCGCGACUCAAUUCGUCACGUCUCGAAGGAUACAGCCUUGCGCUAGCACACGCUUUCAUCGAUGCCAUCUCUGGUCUGGGCGAGGGUGCAAAGAACAAGGAGCUGCACGAGAGCUGGAAGGCGCUGGCCUCUCUGGUGCGUGAGCAGGAUGUGCGCAACGGAGAGUUCAGCACCAAGCCCAUCAAGGAGCGUCAAUAUGCUUCCGCUUACCUCGACUUGAAAGGAUGGCACGGCGUCGACGGCAUCAACCUGCGCAAGGAGCUCAUCCAAGGCUCGAAAGCCUUCUUAAUGAAAGAGUUCGAGGAGCAUAUGGAGCAGGUGAUUGCAGCCAACCCCGUGCUCGCUCAGCGAGGAGGUGCACCCACCGUGCGUUCCACUGUUGCCGCCUUCUUGCGUGUUCAGCAUCUCAGCUCGCAACACCAGUGGAGAUCCGAUUUGGCCAAGGAGCUCGACGCUUCUACCAAUGUUCCCAUUUGGGCCGAACUCUACUUGCUCCUUCGUAUUGGCAAGACCAAAGAAGCCCUGGAAUGUGCUUCCGAGAACGAGAACCGCAUUCGUUCUACCGACCCUUCAUUCCUCGCGUACCUCAAGGCGUGGGUCGACUCGCCUGACCGUCGUCUCCCUCGUCUCCUGAAAGAUCGCUUCAUCGCUGAAUACAACUCGCGUUUCCGUACCCUGCCCGAGGUGCACGACCCGUACAAGCUUGGCCUGUACAAGCUCAUUGGCAGAAUUGACGUCUCGAAGAAGUUCCCCACUUUGCUCACAUCAAGCAUCCAGAACUGGCUCUGGCUGCAACUCAGCAUGGUGCGCGAAACAUACGACGAGGAUGCGGAUGCUCAAGAUUCGGUCCGUGACCGUUUCACGCUCGAUGACCUGGGACACAAAGUGGAGAAGUUUGGCGAGUCUUACUUUGAUCCUAAAGGCAAUCGACCGUUGUUCUACUUCCGAUUGCUGUUACUUUGUGGCCAAUUCGAGAGGGCCGUUGGCUUCUUGUUCUCUCGCUCAGCACACCAGGUCGACGCGAUCCACUUUGCCGUCGUGCUUGCAUAUUACGGUCUGCUGCGUGUUCCAUUGCAAGCUGCUUCUUCGCAAGUCGAGUAUUUGCUCGUGGAGGCGGAUGGUCAGGGAGGCAACAUUGCUUCGAUCGACUUUGCCAAGCUUGUACAGCGAUACGUGCGCACCUUCUCCCAGUCAUCGCGUCGUGAUGCUUUGCAGUACCUCUACCUCAUCUGUUUGCACGCCGAUGUGGCCGAGCCUGUUGGAUCGGAACAGGUCCGACGCUGCCACGAUCUGAUCCGAGCUUUGGUGCUCGAAGCGCACCCUACCGAGUUCCAGGAGUUGCUUGGAGAUGUUCGCACUAAUGGCGCCAAGACUCCUGGUCUGAUCGAGAGGAACUUGCCUUUGAUCAAAAUCAAGAACGAACGCGAAUUUCUCUCGACCAUCGUGCAAGUGGCUGCUACACAAUGCGACAUGGCUCACCGCACCGAGUCGGCCAUCUUACUCUACAACCUUGCUGGGCAGCACGACACAGUGGUUGCUGUGCUGAACAAGGAGCUUGGUGCACGGCUGACCGACCCGAGCAGUGCAGCUGAGUACAAGUCGACAGGUCUUUCUUCCGGCGCAUCCUUCUCUGCCGCUAGCAACCUCGUCACCCUCGCCACUGCCAUCCUCGACACCUACGAAAAGCAGUUUGGCUACUCAGGCAAGAACCGCGACACCUGUCGACGACUCCUGGAGCUCAAGAAAGCCGUCGGACUCCACAGCGAUGGUCAAAACCUCCAAGCCUUGCAGACCAUCGAGGCGCUGCGAAUUUUGCCCCUUGACGCAGAGUCGAGGAAGGACGUGGUUGCGAUCACACGCAAAGCGGAGGAGUUCAAGGAAGUGGAUGAGAACAUUGCACGCAACUUUUCCGAGAUCGUACUGAUGACCAUGACGAUCUUGUACAAGCUGCAUCAGGAGCUGAAGGAGAGUAUUCAUAGGAGUGGAACGAGUGCGAUGGACGAGUACAGAGCACAGGCGAGAGCGUUGAUGAUGUGGGCGGGCAUGUUGAGGUUUAGAAUGAGCAGCGAGACGUAUAGCCAGCUAGCGAGGUUGGAUGUUUUCGUGAGUUGA